Lycium ferocissimum is the source of this 2370-nucleotide messenger RNA. RefSeq lists its product as uncharacterized. Bases 213 to 2102 code for a protein of 629 amino acids. The record is from RefSeq and is a predicted model, not a curated record. The transcript is spliced from 8 exons. Gene Ontology annotation, biological process: mitochondrion organization. Gene Ontology annotation, cellular component: mitochondrion. Gene Ontology annotation, molecular function: zinc ion binding; ATP binding; ATP hydrolysis activity. NCBI's taxonomy places the organism in Eukaryota, Viridiplantae, Streptophyta, Magnoliopsida, Solanales, Solanaceae.
CUACCCAAGAAAUGUUCGACAGAAGGCGGCACCAAAAUUACACUAAUAUCCCCCCAACGUGCUCAAAUCUAAGUGGUCAACUAAAUCGAUCCUCUUAAACCCUAGUUCUCGAACACACGCCAUAGUCACAGGGUUUAAGCUCGUGCCAGACUCAUUGAAGAACUCAAAUUUAGCUUCAUGUCAAUGUUGUAAUAAUAAUAAUAAUAAUAAUAAUGGCAGCUUCAAGGUUAUCUUCAAUGGCAGCAAUAGCAGCUGCCAUUGCUGCUACAUCUUCCACUCUCCCCAACCGCGCGUACGCCGACGCGCCGUUUCGGUUCAACCCUUUUUCAUCUCCAUCGGAGAUUCCUCAAACGGAAUCUUCAGAGUCAGAUACAAAGGAAUCUAAUGAAGAUUCUAAAGGCGGGUUUAACCCGGAAUCUUUAGAAAGAGGUGCUAAAGCUCUUAGGGAAAUCAAUAGCUCUCCCUAUCACAAACAGGUGUUUGAUGUGAUGAGAAAGCAGGAAAAAACACGGCUUGCGGAUAUUGCUGCGGAGAAAGUUCAUUAUGAGGCAAUCCAGGCUCAAGCAGAUAUUGAUAAACAGCGAAAAUGGGGAGAAGACCAGCGGAAUCUUUACCAACAGCAAUCACAAGCCAAGGCACAAAUGCUAAGAUACGAAGAUGAAUUGGCUAGGAAAAGAAUGCAGACAGAUCACGAAGCUCAAAGGAGACACAAUGCUGAACUGGUUAAAAUGCAAGAGGAGUCAUCACUACGAAAAGAACAAGCAAGACGAGGAACAGAAGAGCAAAUUCAAGCACAACAAAGACAAACUGAGAAAGAGAGGGCUGAAAUAGAACGAGAAACAAUAAGAGUGAAGGCCAUGGCUGAGGCAGAAGGUAGGGCACAUGAAGCUAAACUGACUGAAGAUCAUAAAAGGAGGAUGCUGAUGGAGAAAAUAAAUGGUGAACGAGAGAAGUGGCUUGCUGCCAUUAAUACAACUUUCAGUCAUGUUGAAGAGGGCUUCCGGAUACUAUUGACUGAUAGGAGUAAAUUGGUAAUGACUGUUGGCGGAGUCACUGCAUUGGCUGCUGGAGUUUAUACCACCAGGGAAGGUGCAAGAGUUACCUGGGGAUAUAUUAACAGAAUUCUUGGACAACCAUCAUUAAUUCGUGAAUCAUCCAUGUCAAGAUUUCCUUGGUCAGGGAUGAUUUCUCAAGUAGCAAACAAAGGACUUACAGCUGCUGGAUUGGCAGCAACUCAACAAAGUAAAUCUCCUCUGGGAAACAUUGUUCUGCAUCCUUCUCUUCAGAGGAGAAUAGAACACCUUGCUAAGGCCACAGCAAACACCAAGUCUCACCAGGCACCAUUUCGCAAUAUGCUCUUUUAUGGUCCUCCUGGCACUGGGAAAACAAUGGUUGCAAGGGAGAUCGCAAGAAAAUCGGGUUUGGACUAUGCCAUGAUGACUGGAGGAGAUGUUGCACCCCUGGGUGCACAGGCUGUCACCAAAAUUCACGAGAUAUUCGAUUGGUCCAAAAAAUCAAGGAAAGGCUUACUACUUUUCAUUGAUGAGGCUGAUGCAUUUUUGUGCGAGCGAAAUAGUACUUACAUGAGUGAAGCUCAGCGAAGCGCUUUGAAUGCUUUACUCUUUCGAACAGGAGACCAAUCGCGAGACGUAGUUCUUGUCCUGGCUACCAACAGGCCAGGAGAUCUUGACAGUGCUGUCACUGACCGUAUAGAUGAAGUUAUUGAAUUCCCUCUCCCUCAAGAGGACGAGCGUUUCAAAUUGCUGAAGCUCUAUUUGAACAAGUACCUUGUUGGGGAAGGUGACAGUGACAGCAAUUAUAAAUGGGGCCACCUCUUCAAGAAGAGUCCAUCACAAAGGAUAACUGUAAAAGAUUUGUCUGAUGAUGUGAUUAGAGAGGCUGCUAAGAAGACAGAAGGAUUCUCUGGCCGUGAGAUUGCAAAACUUGUGGCAAGUGUUCAAGCUACUGUAUAUGGGAGCCCAGAUUGUGUUCUUGAUUCACAACUGUUCAAGGAAAUUGUAGAUUACAAGGUUGCGGAGCAUCACCAACGAAUAAGACUAGCUGCUGAAGGUGUUGAGCCAACCUACCAGAGGAAUAAUUAACUAGCACCACAAAGAUACAAGUCAUUUUCCAUCAACACGAAUUGUUGAAAUUUUGUUUGUCAUCUCUGGUAUUCAAGCAUGCAAAAUUCUUUUUUCAAAGUUAAGAUUAUGUAGUUUAGGUGUAACUCUCCUGGCGGGGAUUGGAGGCUGGAUGGACGUGUUCAGUAGUUCAAUGGCACACAAAUUGAUGGGUACAUAGCUCCUUAGGGCUGUAACUGUAUCGAGUUUAUUAUGCACCACAGGCUCCAAAAUAAAUUCAUUGCCAAAA